Striga asiatica is the source of this 2242-nucleotide messenger RNA. The record is from the annotation of a GenBank genome assembly. Lineage: Eukaryota; Viridiplantae; Streptophyta; Magnoliopsida; Lamiales; Orobanchaceae.
ACCAAAUCCAUACACACAUAUAGCACCAAAUCAAACACUAUUUCAUUUUUCAUUUUAUAAUUUUUAUCUUCACAUAAUAAGGGCUUCAUUUUAGUUUCUCUCUUUGUGCCUCUAAGUUGAGUCACUUGCAAGGCAUCCAUAAUUUCAUAAGAACAGUUACAGAGAGUUUUGACGAGCAAAAAUGGAUCAAGAACUGUGUGAGAAGAGUGAAUUGAGAUGCAUGUGGGCCGGCAUUUUUAGCAUCCUUAACUCCAGCCAAGGCUACCCGAGUCCUUUUAAGCUGAUUUCGAGCAGAUGGGAAGUGAAAUCGAACAUUACCGGUAAGUCAAGAAAGGUAGAUAAUCAACCUGCAUUUGUUGAAGAAUGUCAAAAAGCUAAAACCAAAGAAGCAGCUAACAGUGCCAGUGAAAAAAGUGUGAGGAGCCUCAUUCAGGAUGAUUUGUAUAUUGACAGCCAAAAAAACAAGAAGUUUCCCAUUAAAUAUUGUAAACUGCCCAAAGCAGCUUCCAAACUUACAGAUCGCUCGUUAAAACCUCACAAGCAAGCUAGAAAGACGAGCCAUUUGAGUGCAUAUCGGUCAAAUCAGUCAACUUCCAAUGACAAAAGCUCGAUCGACAAUCAUCAUCAGCCUUCAAACUCACCAGAUUCCGACGAGAAAAUCAUGCAGCAGGCUCGAAUGACAAUAAAGGCUUUUAUCGACCAAAUGUUUGUUGAUGGCAAAUUCGUACGUGAAAAAAAAACGAGCACCGAGCCAUUGCCCUUCUCAGAUGCAUUGCAAGUAUUGAGAGUGAAUAAUAGGAAGGAUUCAUUAGUGGAUCAUUUGCAAGAACCGGAUUCUCAUAAGAAAUCUAAUGAGAAAAACGAGAAAACCGCGAUUUUCUCUGUUCGGGAAAUGAAGCACAAAUUGAAGCAUUUGAGAAAAGAAGCUCCUCAAAAAAGAUCAGAUUUUGAAAAUGUCUGUCGAGUUAAGAAAAUCGAGCUCAAGGAGCCGCCGGAGGCCAUGCGGACCAAAAUCGAUUUUUCGAUUUCAAGAUUUUCGAAAAGAGAGGAGUUUGAUUUAGCUGUUGAGAUAAAAAAACGACGCCUGUCAGCAAGACUAAAGAGCUUAACCGAACAUGAGUUCUUCCUGAGAAGGGAUAACCAGUGUUCUUGUUCUCCACGUACGAAAUUAAAGGUUCAAGAUAGCUUUCACCAACCUGAAGAAAGAAAGAUUUGCUUAAGUCCAGUGAGAAAAACUGGUGAAGAGGUUAUUAUUACAUCACGCGAAGAUGAAUGUAAGAAAUCUGAUGAAGAUUCCUCUCUGACAAGAAGCACUGAUGAAGAAGAUUCCUUACAUGAAAGCAGCAAUUCAGAAAUUGGAUAUAUGGGGUUUAAUGGAGAAAGUGAAACACAUAUAGUAGAAACAAAAAACAUUUGCCAUUCAGAUGGUACUGUAAUAACAGAUUCUACAUCGGACUUACUUUCGGAAAAUGACACAUUUACGAGCACAACAGACGAUCUUCCAUCCACUCCAAGAAGUGCCCACAGCUUAAACACAUCCGAAAACAUCAAAAAUCACGAUGAGCAAGAAAGCCCGGUUUCUGUUCUCGAGCAAUUGUUCUUCGCAGAAGAUGCUAAUAAUAAUAGUCCAUCAAAUAUCACGCUCCAAACCGGCAGAAAGAGAUCACAUCCUAGAUGUCUUCAUUUCGAACGAUUCUCAAUCGAGUCAUAUCCCCAAGAUCAACCAAUGACCGAAAAUGCCUACAUUGAUAAGAAAGAUUACAUAUCCAAAUACGUGCAAUUGGUGCUUCAAAGUUCUUUUUUAAACUGGGAGCAGCUAUCAGAAAUCGGUCCACGGCCUCAAAAGCUUCUCCAUUCAUCCUUAUUUGAUGAAAUAGAGUUUUUGACUUCUGAUCAUCAUCAUAUCAAUCAUAGGCUUCUUUUUGAUCAUGUGAAUGAAGUUUUACUGGAAAUACACAGGUCCCAUUUCUCGUUUUUCCCCUGGCCAGAGUUUUUUAAACCAAAAAAGUGUAUUUUGCCACUGGAAAAAUUCGUACUUGACGAGAUAAUGAGAAAGACUGCAGAUUACAGUUUACUUACUUCGACUGAGGGAAGAACAGUGGACCAGCUUCUCGCGAAUGAUGUCUCGGAUUCAAGAUCCUGGAUUGAUGCCCGAACUGAAACUGAAUAUAUUAUGAUUCACAUUUCGGAAGAUAUUCUCGAAGAAUGUGUGUUGGAUAUCAUACUCGGGUCUCGUUCGUGA